Phacochoerus africanus (Common warthog) is the source of this 1155-nucleotide messenger RNA. RefSeq names its product diencephalon/mesencephalon homeobox 1 (gene DMBX1). Lineage: Eukaryota; Metazoa; Chordata; Mammalia; Artiodactyla; Suidae. Bases 1 to 1155 code for a protein of 384 amino acids. The transcript has 4 exons. Gene Ontology annotation, biological process: regulation of transcription by RNA polymerase II. The record is from RefSeq and is a predicted model, not a curated record. Gene Ontology annotation, molecular function: DNA-binding transcription factor activity, RNA polymerase II-specific; RNA polymerase II transcription regulatory region sequence-specific DNA binding.
AUGCAGCACUACGGGGUGAACGGCUACUCCCUGCACGCCAUGAACUCGCUCAGCGCCAUGUACAACCUGCACCAGCAGGCGGCCCAGCAGGCCCAGCACGCCCCCGACUACCGGCCAUCGGUGCACGCGCUUACGCUGGCCGAGCGCCUGGCCGGCUGUACAUUUCAAGAUAUCAUCUUGGAGGCCCGCUAUGGCUCCCAGCACCGCAAACAGCGUCGCAGUCGCACGGCGUUCACGGCUCAGCAGCUGGAGGCCCUGGAGAAGACCUUCCAGAAGACUCACUAUCCAGACGUGGUGAUGCGUGAGAGGCUGGCCAUGUGCACCAACCUACCUGAGGCCCGGGUGCAGGUGUGGUUCAAGAACCGUCGGGCCAAGUUCCGGAAGAAGCAGCGCAGCCUGCAGAAAGAGCAGCUCCAGAAACAGAAGGAGGCUGAGGGCUCCCACGGGGAAGGCAAGACCGAGGCCCCACCUCCAGACACCCAGCUGGAGACUGAGCAGCCCCCCAGCCUGCCCGGCGGUGACCCCCCUGCUGAGCUUCACCUGAGCCUGUCAGAGCAAUCUGCCAGUGAGUCAGCCCCUGAGGACCAGCCGGACCGGGAGGAAGACCCCCGGGCAGGAGCCGAGGAUCCCAAAACUGAGAGAAGCCCUGGGGCUGAGAGCAAGGGGCUGGGCUGCAAGAGGGGCAGCCCCAAGGCAGAUUCGCCGGGCAGCCUGGCCCUGGCUCCCGCAGCCCCCGGGGGCGGCCUCCUGGGCCCCUCCCACUCCUACUCCUCCUCCCCGCUGAGCCUCUUCCGUCUGCAGGAGCAAUUCCGCCAGCACAUGGCCGCCACCAACAACCUGGUGCACUACUCGUCCUUCGAGGUGGGGGGUCCGGCCCCCGCGGCCGCCGCGGCCGCCGCCGCCGCCGCCGUGCCCUACCUGGGCGUCAACAUGGCCCCCCUGGGCUCACUGCACUGCCAGUCCUACUACCAGUCCCUGUCGGCGGCCGCCGCGGCCCACCAGGGCGUGUGGGGGUCCCCGCUGCUGCCGGCGCCCCCGGCAGGCCUGGCCCCGGCCUCGGCUGCCCUGAACAGUAAAACCACGAGCAUCGAGAACCUGCGGCUUCGGGCCAAGCAGCACGCCGCCUCCCUGGGACUCGAUACGCUGCCCAACUGA